Molecule: messenger RNA, 7396 nt
Organism: Zootoca vivipara (common lizard)
Lineage: Eukaryota; Metazoa; Chordata; Lepidosauria; Squamata; Lacertidae
Gene: AMPD2
Product: adenosine monophosphate deaminase 2
Biological process (GO): IMP salvage; AMP metabolic process
Cellular component (GO): cytosol
Molecular function (GO): AMP deaminase activity
Source: RefSeq, a predicted model, not a curated record
AGGAAAGAAAUACAAAACUGCUUAAUUAAAGAAAAUAUUUAAGCUGUGUAUAAUAAAAUAAUUGUCAAUAAUACUCCAAUAAUAGCAGCAUUUUUAUUUUUAUUCUAGAAACAAGCACAUACACAACACUAUAUCUGGGUAGGCUUGGUGAAACAAAGAAGCUAGCUGGCGUGUGAAAGGUAUAGUGAGGGUGUCUGCCUAAUGUCAAUAGGCAAGGAGUUCCCACAGGUGCUGCCACAGUGAAAGGCUGACUCCUCCCAGAUGUGGAAAUACUGAAGUUUACCUCCACUGGGUUUCAAACCCAGUUUUGAGCAGUUCAGCCUGGAGCUUGCCUCUGGGGAUUUGGGGCUUGGCUGCUCUAGUGCCCAUCCCUAAAAACACAUUUCACGUAAGGGCUUUGUGAGCUAGUACCCCAUUGGGUUGGAUCCGGCUCUCUCAACAAGACAUGUGGGAUCCUUGGUCAGACUGUUGAGAACUGGAGGCAGUCAGUGUAAGCAACAUUGGGGCACUGCUGCUGCUGCUGCCGCCACCACCACUACUGCCUUCCUCAGAAAGAGGAGAGAUCACUGGGCAGUGUUCCAAAACCUGCUGUCAGUCUGUCUUCAAAAGGAUUGAGACUGAGGAAUGACAUGCCCAUCACUGUCGCCCCUGAGGCCCUUCAUCUCUGUGACAGCAGACUCUGAGCACAGGCACCUUCCUGACGUCCUGCGGGAUCAGGAAAGGACAGCUGCUUCUCAUAGGCCAUGUAUUGUUCUUAAUUAACCAGCGGCUGCAGCUCUUGGAGACAAAGCUUACGGGUGGCUUCUGCCAAGACACCUCCACCCCGUCGCCACUGAGCUGCAGUCCAGUAUGCAGCACAGCUUCGAUUCUUCUGCUCCUCUCCUUACCUUGGAACCAAACGAGAUCUGGCUUGGAGUUGUCUUAACACACUUGGGUGAUGCCAGCAGUGGAGUUUGUGCCGUAACGGCUAGAAUGUGCCAUUUGGGAAGUAAUGAUUCCUAAUGGUUAGAGCUGGAUAGUCUGUGAGCCAGAUAGAGACAAUCUGCUAAAGAUAGCAGAAAAGUAAUAUUUUUCAGACUGGUGCAGGAGAAAUUGGGCAAAGGGGAGCAUCCUCCCUAAGAUUCUAGCCAGAGUGGGGUUUAAUGUUUGAGAGGGACAGAUAAUCACACCUUGCAAACUGACUGCUGGGUGGAAUUUGUGUGUAUGUUUAUCAGACUCCUCGUAGCCUUUAGUGGGAAGACACACCACUGUUGGCCCCCACCCAUGAAAUGUGAUAUAUUAUGUUUUUAAAUCAUACAGAGACAACAUGAAACAAAAACGGAGGGGAAAUAAUAAUAACAAUGUUGAGCUUAACUAAAUAAGAAUCUCAAUGUAUUCCCUGCAAAGUAUGUGGGUUGGAGUGUUCUUGUGGCUUAUUAUACCAGUACAUAAUGAAAACACACUCUUAAAGUUGAGUUAGCUUUUGUUUGAUUUCCCCCCUUUCCUUGAAGCAUGAAGCGACCAGUAUGUGGUGCUCUGUGCUUUUGGAAAUCCUGGUGUGUGGGUAGAUCUCUGCCGAUUCCUACUUUCAGAGAGAGAUGGGGGCGGGCGCUGGGAUACACGUCUGCAGCUGUGGCUGGCACAUUAGGGGUUAACUCCUCCUUACUUUGAGGCCAGGAGUUAGCUCUGCUGCGGCGGGUGGCUUCUCUUUGCCUGUCUGGCUCUGCCUGCCUCUUGGAAGAGACUGUAAUAUAUUUUUUGUCUCCUCCCUCUCCCCCCAUGUAGCUACGGUUGGUACAGCCCAAGCCGGCUCUGGAGCUGGAAUCCUGUGGGACUGCAGCUCUCAGAGAGGAGGCUGCGAAACACCGGCAAGAGCGGAGGCAGCAGGCACCUCUGUCUGCUUCGUCCUCGGUUGCCUUCUUGUGGGCACUCUGCCACCCCCAAGCGUACCCUGGAGGCUUUUUGGUCCACGCUCAGGGGGCAGAAGGUGAUGGGAUGCUCCUUGCCUAGCCUGCCAGCAUCUUGGUUUCCAGGUGGAGAAAAGGCAGAGGCUUAGCGAGGCCCUUAAGACUGCCAGAUCUAGAUCCACGGAGGGCCACGGUCCCGCCAGUUGCAGCCUGCACGCUCCCUCCCAGGACCUCCCCACUGCCUGAAGCAUUUUCCUGUUGACCUGCGCACCUCCAUGGAUGGCAAGUACAAAGAGAUAGCCGAGGAGCUGUUCUGCCGUUCGUUGGCUGAGAGUGAUAUGCGCAGCGCCCCCUAUGAAUUCCCAGAAGACAGCCCCAUUGAACAGCUGGAGGAGAGGCGCCAGCGGCUGGAGCGGCAAAUCAGCCAGGAUGUGAAACUAGAACCUGACAUUUUACUCAGAGCCAAACAGGACUUCCUGAAAAUUGACAGUGCUGCUGACUUACAAUUGUUUAAGGAGCAGGGAGAGGACCUGGUAGACCAGUUUCCCAAAGAACGGGAUGUGCUUCUGGAAAGGGAGUUCCAGAGGGUCGCCAUCUCUGGAGAAGAGACAUGCGGGGUGCCUUUCACAGACCUGCUGGAUGCUGCCAAGAGUGUGGUGAAGGCCUUGUUCAUUCGGGAGAAGUAUAUGGGGCAUUCUUUGCAAAGCUUCUGCAAGACCACAGCCCGCUUCCUACAGGACCUUUCAGAAAGGCCCUUGGCCCCCAGGAUGUAUGAGGAGAUCCCGGAGACCCCUGGGGCUGGAGAUGCUUCAGGGCACUCGCCAUUUACAAACCAGCAUCCGUAUGAGAAGUGUGAUCCUGAAUCAAUGCCUGGAGACCUUGGCUUUGGCCUGAAGAUGGUCAAUGGAGUAGUCCAUGUGUACACUAAGCAGGACAUCACCGACAAGACCACAGAACUAGACUUGCCUUACCCUGACCUGCAGGAGUUCAUUGCUGACAUGAAUGUCCUAAUGGCUCUGAUCAUCAAUGGUCCAAUAAAAUCCUUCUGCUACAGACGCUUGCAGUACCUGAGUUCAAAGUUCCAGAUGCACGUCCUGCUCAAUGAGAUGAAAGAACUGGCAGCUCAGAAGAGGGUUCCGCACCGCGAUUUCUACAAUAUCCGGAAGGUGGACACGCAUAUCCAUGCCUCAUCCUGCAUGAACCAGAAGCAUCUGUUGCGCUUCAUCAAGCGGGCUAUGAAGAAGCACCUGGAGGAGAUCGUGCAUGUGGAGAAGGGCAAAGAGCAAACUCUAAAGGAGGUCUUUGAGACCAUGAAUCUCACAGCUUAUGAUCUCAGUGUAGACACGCUUGAUGUCCAUGCGGAUCGUAACACCUUCCAUCGCUUUGACAAGUUCAAUGCCAAAUAUAACCCCAUAGGCGAGUCGGUGCUGCGGGAGAUUUUCAUCAAGACAGACAACAGAGUCUCUGGAAAAUACUUUGCCCAUAUCAUCAAGGAGGUGAUGUCUGAUCUGGAAGAGAGCAAGUAUCAGAAUGCGGAGCUGCGGCUCUCCAUCUAUGGCCGAGCCCGUGACGAGUGGGACAAGCUGGCCAAGUGGGCUGUGGCCCACAAAGUGCACUCCAACAAUGUGCGCUGGCUGGUGCAGGUGCCUCGCCUCUUCGAUGUGUACAAGACAAAGAAGCAGCUGGCCAACUUCCAGGAGAUGCUGGAGAACAUCUUCUUGCCCCUCUUUGAAGCUACGAUCCACCCUGCCAGCCACCCGGAGCUGCACCUCUUCUUGGAGCACGUGGAUGGAUUUGACAGCGUGGAUGAUGAAUCAAAGCCAGAGCACCACAUCUUCAACUUAGACAGCCCCUUGCCUGGGAACUGGGUGGAGGAGGACAACCCACCCUAUUCCUACUACCUUUACUACACAUAUGCUAACAUGGUGGUUCUGAAUCACCUGCGCAGGAAGAGAGGCUUUCACACCUUCGUGCUGCGCCCCCACUGUGGAGAGGCAGGGCCCAUCCACCAUCUGGUAUCUGGUUUCAUGCUGUCUGAGAACAUAUCACAUGGCCUCCUGCUCCGCAAGGCACCUGUGCUGCAGUACCUCUACUACCUGGCCCAGAUUGGCAUUGCCAUGUCCCCACUCAGCAAUAACAGCCUCUUCUUAAGCUACCAUCGAAACCCUCUGCCUGAGUACCUCUCUCGGGGCCUCAUGGUCUCCCUGUCCACAGAUGACCCACUGCAGUUCCACUUCACUAAGGAACCCCUGAUGGAAGAGUACAGCAUCGCCACACAGGUUUGGAAGCUCAGCUCCUGUGAUAUGUGUGAACUUGCACGCAACAGUGUGCUCAUGAGUGGCUUCUCCCACAAGGUGAAGAGCCAGUGGCUUGGGCACAACUACCACAAGGAGGGUCCUGAGGGCAACGACAUCCGGCGCACCAAUGUGCCAGACAUCCGGGUGGCCUACCGCUAUGAGACACUUUCCCAGGAACUGACCCUCAUCACGCAGGCUGUGCAGACGGAGGAACUGGAGACCAUCCAGGAGGAAGACCUUCUGACCAUGAGCUCCAGCUUGGAUGCUCGCUGAAGAAUGGCCAGCUCACAAUCUCCCCUCCAUCCCCUUCUUGGCCUGCCAAGGUGGGGCUGUCCUACAAGCAUGAAGAGACCCUGACCAACCCCCCCCACCUCACCUCACCCCAGCCCCAUGGACCGUUUUAAUUUCCUGUUGUGUUUUUGUUUUUAAGCAUAUUGUUAUCUUCUGUUAUCUCCUGGAAAGGCAUUAAUGGGUUGGGUUUUUUUUUUUUUUGCACUUGGUAACCUGCUUGGGCAAUGGAGGCAGGGAAAUUCCUUUUUGGGUCUCUAGAAUGAGUUCUAGAAAGGGAGAAGAGCAUCCUGCAGAUGUUGGCAGUGCUGUUUUUGAGCAGCGGCUGGACAGCAAAGAGUAAGGAUGUGGCAGAGACCUGCUGAGUGGACCUUAGAGGCACCUGGCGACAGUUGCAUGGAGGCCAAAUGAAGCACCAGCAUGGAAGCAUGUGUCCCAGUUGUAUUUGGAAUGAGAUGCUGUGAGUGUUUGUGUGGCUCUGCCAAGGGAUAGAGCAGAGUGGUGGUGCCUUCUGCUACGUUGGAUUUUUGUUUGUCUUCUGUUUGGCUGCUGGUAGCUGGAGUUUAUCAUUGGCCAAUAAAACAUCCUCUCUGUCUCUUAUUUCUCUUUGGUUAGGCAGCCCUGCAUUUUAUUAUCAGAGCAGCAUGUUGGCACGGCUCUGCCGUGCUGCAGCCUCCAGUGCAAAGCAUGGCCAUGUGGUGAGAGUCUUUUCUGUCUCAAGCCCUUAAACUCUGGUGUCCUUUGCUUGGGGAAAGCGCCAGUUCUCAACCCCCCUGCCUUAGGAGGCAAAAUACUGUGAGUGGCUGGGGAAUAGUGGGCCUUCAAGUCUAGCCCAGCAGGAUAAAGAGAAAGUAGCCUGCCGGAUAACUGGCAUUUUUAGCAUUUGUCUGUCCCUCUCUACAAUCAUGUAACAAAGAGGUCUUUAUCUAAGUGUAACAAGAGGAGCCGUAACACCCAUCCCAGCAGAGGCUUUUGCCUUAAGGUUGAAAUGGAUGUGACAUGGGCGUUCUGUGAUCAGCCAUCUUGAGUAUUCCUUUAUGUCCUUUUGAAACAAAAAACACACACCUUAAACAUCUGUUUUUGGUUGGAUCAGUGUCAUUGAGAGUGCAUGUGUUAAUACAUUUAUCCGAUUUAAACUGGUCCCCCCCCUAACCCCACAAGCCACCCUUAGCCCAGGAGCAGGGCGAAAAACAGUACCUGCAUCAUACUUGUAUUAUUUUCUUGGAACAUUUCUGCUGUUUGGGGAGUAGAUCAGCAAAAUGGUGCCCACUUCAGUAUCGCUGUUCCAAACAAAAUCUGACUCCUCCUCCCUGGAGCUGCUCUAGAAUAGCAUUGUUGUUUUUAACCCUACCCUGUUGGGUCAAAGAGCGGUUUCUUGACAAUUGCUUGAGCUUGGGGAGAGCUGUUAGCUCUCAGUACGCCUUGCCACGCUUGGGCACAGACCACAUGGGCAACCUCCUUUGUCCUCUGCAUUGGGUUGAGGAGAACAGCCUCUUGUGUCUGUCCUUGCAUAAUGCAUAUGUAUGUCAAGAUCUUCUUUCUACAUUUGGCAAGGAAACAUGCCAUAGGAAUGGUCUGGCUUUCUCACCAGCAAAAUUGCUGUUCUGGGACCUGACUGCGAUGCCUCCUGGUUAUUGCGAAUGGCGGCAACAGGCAGUAACUUCUGCCUCCUGCUGAAGCCAUGUGACUCAAAAUGGAAAUGCGCAGAAGAACAUGGAUCCGCGCCUUUCCCAGCUCUCCAAUUUGAGUCCUGCCCUGUGAAAGGUUCGUAACAGUUAGAAGAGUCCCCUCCACAAAUCUCUGGCCAGGCUGUUCACCAUCACAUCGCUUCUGAAGCUUGCUUGUGGGCAGCUCACCAUCCUUGACAUAUUGGGCCUCUGUGGCCCCCUUAGCAGUCUGUGUGCAACUAGUCGCAGUAAGGAAUUCCUUGUGAGCACAGCCGCUUGGAGUAGAAGGCCAGCCUCAGACAGUGCUCGCUCCUUUCAGACUCUCGGGCAAAGUCUGCAUUGCUCACGAAAAAAGGCUUCUCGGUGGUGAGUCGAUUGCACGCCGCCACCUCUCCUUUGCUGUUGCCAAGGCACUUUUGACCUUGUAGUUGCAAGCAGCUUUGAUUCAAUGGAAAAAUGUGUUUGCUAAACAUUAGAUGGGCAGCAGCAAUAGAAAUGGGUUUUUUUUUAUUUUUUCUAAGGUUGGGCAGGGAGCUUGCGGAGCCAUCCCUCUAGGCUGCUGUGGACCAGAAUCUGAAGAUCCAUACUGCAGCCAGUGCCUUGCUUAGAGUAGUACAUGGAGUGUGCCAAGACUGGGUAGAUUUCCCCUUGAGCUUCUACCUCUGAAACAGGCACUUGCUCUACUUUGUGUCCGUGUGUUUGUGUGUGUACAAGAGGGACGGAGAAUUCUUAAAGGGUCAAAAUGUUUUCUUUGUAUGACUGGCAUCUCACCUCCAUGGCCUGAAAGAAGAAAACCAUUUCUUCUUUCCUCCCCUACCUCUGUGCUUUUGUUUGGGUACCCGGAGAGUGCAGUGGAGGUGUUUUGCCUUGGUUUCAGCUAGCCUUGCGGAUCGGAGCCACAGCAUUUUGGUCUGUAUCUUUGUGAAGAUACGGAAUCUCGACUCAGGGAGUUGAAUGUUUCUUGGUCUAUGUCAAGAGGGUUCUCCUCUCUCCCCACAGAUCCCUCCCUCCUUCCUUCCUUGCCGCAACCUGCCUUGCUUCUCUUUGGUAUCUGGUGCGGCACACACCAUGUUAGUUUUUGCUUUGUUGUCAGAUGGAGAUGAAACCCAUAUCCCCCUGACAAUCACUGCAUCCUCCCUAUCACACACUCUCGAUAAUUUCGACGUAGUUUGGAUAAACUAUCUGCUUGUCUGUGCUGAAAUGUGAUGUUAGAAAUCCUAUCAAACAUGAGCAUGAUCCAUCAUUAAAGAUUAUUUAA